Molecule: messenger RNA, 3560 nt
Organism: Haliotis rufescens (red abalone)
Lineage: Eukaryota; Metazoa; Mollusca; Gastropoda; Lepetellida; Haliotidae
Product: m7GpppN-mRNA hydrolase-like
Exons: 9
Coding region: 289-1575 (428 amino acids)
Biological process (GO): nuclear-transcribed mRNA catabolic process, nonsense-mediated decay; deadenylation-dependent decapping of nuclear-transcribed mRNA
Cellular component (GO): cytoplasm; P-body
Molecular function (GO): RNA binding; 5'-(N(7)-methylguanosine 5'-triphospho)-[mRNA] hydrolase activity; manganese ion binding
Source: RefSeq, a predicted model, not a curated record
UAUAGUUAGACCAUCAUCGGAUUAUACACAGAGUAAGCUGAAAACAUCAAUGAAAUAGUGUUUGCUUUCUAUGUGGAAUAUGUAUUUUAUUUUCCUUUCUCAAGUUCAAACGUACGAAAACGAUGUAUGACUGUUCGCCUAGGGUACAUAAACGUAUUAUUGUUCUCUGUCGGAAAAUACUAGUUAGUCUUACUCCGUUUCCGCUUCCGGUAACCAAUGGCGGAGAUUUUCUUUCGUAUGAAAUUACCAAAUUGUUUUCCUACAUAGCUUUCUGAUUUCGUAUGAAAAAUGGAAACUCAAGCACCGCCCACUUCAACUAACCAAUCUUCAACCCUAGCAUUCCCAAUCCCUGGAUACGUGUUGGACGACCUGUGCAGUCGAUUCAUCAUCAAUAUCCCUGAGGAGGAGCGUCAGGACUUGAUCCGCAUCUUCUUCCAAGUAGAGCUAGCACAUUGGUUCUAUCUUGACUUCUACUGUGCUGAAAACCCAGAACUGAAGACAUGUGGAAUCAAGGAAUUCUCUUCCCACAUUUUCCGCCACUGUCCAUUUUUGUCCAUCCAUGCAGAGCAUGUGGACAAGCGGCUCGAAGAAUGGAGAGCCUACAAAAUGAGCGUCCCAACCUAUGGAGCUAUCAUCCUUGAUCCUGACAAAAAAUAUUGUCUCCUGGUGCAGGGGUUUUGGACCAAGUCAAGCUGGGGGUUCCCUAAGGGCAAGGUCAACGCAGAGGAGAGUGCCCUCAACUGUGCUGUCAGAGAGGUGAUGGAGGAGACAGGAUUGGACAUAUCAGCACUUAUCCGAAAAACAGACUACUUGGAGAACCAGAUGAACGAUCAGCUGACCCGUCUGUACAUCGUCCCAGGGGUGCCACUCAAUACACAUUUUCAGCCCAAGACACGCAAGGAGAUAAAGAGCCUGCAGUGGUUUCCCAUUGACUCCCUCCCGUGUCACAAGAAGGACAUCGGGUGCAAGACGAAGCUGGGGAUGAACCCAAAUAAUUUCUUCAUGGUUAUCCCCUUUGUGAAACAGCUACGCAAAUGGUUAGGCUUCAAUUCAGAGUCUCAAACUCAGUCUCAGUCGGAUGGAGAGUUCAAGAAUACAACCAACCAGCAAAAGGCAUCCAAGAAUCGUGAAGCCAGUGAGGGGAGACAGUCUGGGACGCGGCAGAAGCAGCGGCAGACGUUGGUAUUUGGUCAGCAGCUUCAGAGUGACUACCAGGAGUACAUCCAGCUGAAGGAGUCUGCCAAGCAGGCUGUGAAGGAAAAUAAGCAUCGAGCAGAGUCCCCGGGGAAAGGGCGUGGCAAUGUUGUCAAGGCGACAGGAAGCCAGCAGCGUCAGCAGGUGAUGCAGUCUCCACACCAACAGAACAAACAGCAGUACCAGAUUCUGGCUCGUGAUGGUGCUGUGACGGGGCAGACAAGGAGGAAUCUUGCCACUCAGUUUGACAAACAACAAGGACGUUCCACUCAGUCGGAGAAACUACAGAAGAAGCGUGACCUCGGAAAAGGAGAACUUUACUCAAAAACAUGGCUCAACUUUCGUUUUGAUGUGGAUGCUAUAAUGGCCUGUCUUUCAUAGUUGAACAGUUCCAGGGAAACAGCUGUUUCCGUGAUGACACUUUUGCUCAUUGUUAAUCAGGAAACCUACAGAACAAAAACAGUCUGGUACCUGAUGUGAUUCUGGAGUGAAUAAAUUGCUCUGAUGCUCCCAAGGGCAUGGGUGCCCAGUGGCCUAAGGUACCAGAUUUUAAUGUGCAGAAUCGUACCCCUUACAUGUGCCAGGAUCUGCUGACCAUGGGUUGGAAUUCCAGAUUUUCCCAGGUUAUGGUCCUUGGGUUGUCAGCACCAUGAACCUGUUUGGGCGUUUCACCAGAGUGGUAAACAUCGAAGACCAGUGUCACCUUGGGCUAUCUUCCCACAUUAAGCUAUGAUGGAGGUAAAAUACUGUUCACAGCAGCAUUUAACCCAACCUGCUCACUGAUUCUCCAUGUUGCAUUAGCAUGAAGAAGGAAACUUUAAGACCUACACCAGCUAGUAUUCCGAAACUAUAAAUAACUUGUUGAGUUGUCCCUUACCAUGUAUUGUUCAGUGGAAAGAGGUGAGGUUUUUGUUGAAAAAAAUAUUAGAUAUGGUUGGUGAAAAUCACAACUCAAUAUUGAGGUAAGGUCACACUAGAGGUUAAGUUAAAUCUUUCUGUGAGAUUGAAAAAGCUUUCUACAAAAAUAUUGAAUGCUGCUUUGGGUGUUUGUUUUUUUAUGAUGAAAAAGAUAAACAAUGAUGAAAGUACUGUUUAGAGUACAUUAGGUAGGUCAAUAUAAGAAAGUAAGAUAUUUUUUGUUUUCUAAUAAUGUUAUACCCUCAGAAAUGUUUUAAUAAGUUUGUUUACAAAAAGUUGUUUCUCGGAUUAUUUUUAGAUUUUCUUUUUGUUUUGUUCACUGACCAUACCACUAUUAAAGGAAGAAUUUGAAAACCAAGUAAAUUAAAAAUCAAUUGGCUGAAAUCGGUUCCUUUAUGACCUAUCAGCAUGUUGAUGUGUGUGACAUUGAGCGGGAGGGGAGACAGGAUUGGUUACUGGCCUCUGUCCACUCAAACGCUGGAAGCACUUUUGAAAGCUGAAUCACAAUUGACAUUUAUUAUUCCUACUCAUGGACUUGAUGUACCUUGUCAGUAGGAGGGCCGUGAAUAGCCGUAAUAUUGCUGAUGCGGUGUAAAGCAGUAUUUAUUCAUUCAUUCUUUUAGCGGAUCAAAAGAUUCAGUUCCUGAGUUGCCAUGGUUACUGCCCAUAGCUCUAUUUAACAUUCCCACCAAUAUCCGUGUAAAAAGCAUUAUUUCAGGGUACUACUGUAGUUGUUAGGGUAUUUUAGUGAUAAGAAAAAGUCUGUGAACAGGAUUUAUUGGAUAUUUUUUAAAAAUACAUGAUUUCUUAUUUUGCUGAGAAUGUACAUUUCUCCAGAAAACUCAAUGCUAUCAUCAGUCAUCGAGCUGUUUGGGCAGCCAGUGUGAGUUUCUUACGAUUGUCUUAGACCAUAAUCACAACAGAAAAUGACACAUUUACUUAUAUCAUAUUCAUAUUCCUUCUGGCAUGAAUUGACUUUUGUUGAGUGGCGGAAAAUGUACCCUGUAUAUUACUUUCAUGAAAAGCCUCCAUAAAGGACUUACAUUUCAUAUUCAUUUUUGCAUUUUCAGAAUUCAACUGAUAAGUUUCAUUGUAACCCUUUUUAUGAGUUGUACAAACACGUGGUGUCCAUUUCAGAAAACAAUUUUUAAUUUAACCCUUUAUUUGUGCCUCCUGGAUUAUUGCUGCAACAAUGUGUUGGUACUUGCGUAUCAUGAAGUACAUGAGGCAGGAGCACAUUGAAGGAGUAAGUUUAAUGUUGAUUGAGUUAGGGUGUACUUCAUUGCAGUCACAAUCUCAUUAAAUCAUAUCUUUGUUCUCGCUACCGCCAGUGAGAACUAAAAUCGUAUUUUAAUGAGAUUCUCUCAGGCACUAUUUAAUGCAAGUAAUUGUUUUGUACGUUUGAUAGAUUUGUAAAUGUUUGCUGUUGUAUAAACUUUUUUUAACAA